Aspergillus eucalypticola CBS 122712 is the source of this 1430-nucleotide messenger RNA. RefSeq names its product YgfZ/GcvT domain-containing protein. Lineage: Eukaryota; Fungi; Ascomycota; Eurotiomycetes; Eurotiales; Aspergillaceae. Gene Ontology annotation, molecular function: protein binding. The record is from RefSeq and is a predicted model, not a curated record. Gene Ontology annotation, cellular component: mitochondrial matrix. Bases 27 to 1364 code for a protein of 445 amino acids. The transcript has a single exon.
ACCGAUUCCAGUAUCAGCCCACGAACAUGAUGCGCUCCAGCCCAUCUACACGCCCAAUAUGUGCGCAAUGUCUCGGCCGCAAUCGAUACUUCUCCACGACCAUCCAGCGUUGCGCCCCACGAUCCACCACUCCGAACCCACCCUCCCCGCCAGCGACCGGAUAUGCACGUCUCACAAACCGCGGAUUAAUCUCCAUAACGGGCAUAGAUAGCACCUCAUAUCUCCAAGGCUUAAUCACCCAGAACAUGCUCAUCACGAACGACCCGAACCGUGCAACCCGUCGAACUGGCUCCUACACUGCUUUCCUGAAUUCCCAAGGCCGAGUGCUCAACGACGCUUUCCUCUACCCACUACCCCAGGCAGAGGGCGCUUCACCGGACGAACAUGCAUGGCUGGUGGAAGUGGACAAGAACGAAGUCACGACUCUCCUGAAACAUCUCAAGAAACACAAGCUUCGCGCGAAACUGAAGCUACGUGCACUAGAUGAGGGAGAACGGACCGUGUGGGCCUCCUGGAGAGAUCAUAGUGAACCCCGGUGGGCAGCAUAUAACCUGGAUUCUCAGUCACUUUCGCCCUUUGCCUCGUCUUCUGCGACGGUUACUGGAUGUGUAGAUACCCGCGCACCAGGAUUUGGGUCCAGGCUCAUCACGCCGGGUGAGGGAGACUUGACGACGCAUCUGGCGGAGGGGGAGGGCGAGGGUUAUGGAGCGGAGGUGGGUCUGGGCUCUUAUACCGUGCGACGGAUGUUACAUGGCAUUGCGGAAGGGCAGUCGGAGAUAAUCCGCGAGUCCGCGCUUCCGUUGGAGUCUAACAUGGAUAUGUCGCGGGGUAUUGAUUUCCGCAAGGGAUGCUAUGUCGGUCAGGAACUUACGAUCCGGACGCAUCAUACCGGUGUUGUGAGGAAGCGUAUACUGCCGGUUCAGUUGUAUAAUGGGGAUCUAGGCGACAUGGGGUCGGCCGAUAUGCCGGUGUAUGACCCCUCUGUGGAUGUGGAGUUGCCGCCAUCCGGGUCGAAUAUUUCCAAGGUCAGCGCGCGCAAGGGCCGUAGCGCGGGCAAGUUCUUGGGCGGUGUUGGAAACAUCGGACUUGCUUUAUGUCGGUUGGAGAUGAUGACGGAUGUUGCUUUGACUGGUGAGGGGACUCAAUAUAGUCCUGAUCAGGAGUUCAAGAUCUCAUGGACUGGGGCUGAAGAUGGAUCGUCUGAGUCUGGCGAGGUGAAGUUGAAGGCACUUGUGCCGGCUUGGACGAGAGAGCACAUCUACAACGGUGGAGUGAAGAAAAACCAGGGCCGUAACCUAGAGUUGGAGGGACAGCGAGCCAGGGAACUGUUGGAACAGUUGGAGGAAGAGGAGGAGUCACGAUGAAAUGAUCAACUGCGUCAACAAUGUAUCAUAGAUUAAACGUGUAAUAUAUUGUCAAAAUGAUACCGG